Xyrauchen texanus (razorback sucker) is the source of this 1877-nucleotide messenger RNA. Its product is annotated as ras-related protein Rap-2c-like. Bases 621 to 1172 code for a protein of 183 amino acids. Gene Ontology annotation, cellular component: plasma membrane. The record is from RefSeq and is a predicted model, not a curated record. Gene Ontology annotation, biological process: negative regulation of cell migration; Rap protein signal transduction. NCBI's taxonomy places the organism in Eukaryota, Metazoa, Chordata, Actinopteri, Cypriniformes, Catostomidae. The transcript has 3 exons. Gene Ontology annotation, molecular function: GDP binding; GTPase activity; GTP binding.
UGUUUAUUGGCCAGUGUGAGAAAGAAGCUCUGCGGGGCUGCUGCUGAUGUCGCUGUCUGGGGCCGAUAUGCAGAGGCGGGCCGGGAGAAAGAGGCCAGGAGAGGCACUAGAAGUGACGGUCCUGUAGUGUUCCGAGACGGAGUUGAUGAUAGCUGGACCCGCAUCUUGAUUAUAUUCGUCGGGCGGCCAAAAGGCUCUAUUGAAGCAGGAAAGGGCCGUUUGUAUGUGAGCGGGUGACUGUUGCACGCGCAGCCUCUCAUUGAGAAUCACUAGCCAGCUAACUCCAGUCAUAUAGAGCUCCAUUCACAUGGACACGACUAUACAUCAUACUUGUGUAUUAUAUCGCAUAUUUGGCUUACAGAAUCUUGGCUGAACCGUUUCCAACUGAGAUGGAGGGGCGUUGUGGAUUUAGCUAGUCAGAGCGCAAUAAUAACCGCGAGACAACACACUUCCCUGUUGAAUCUGUUGCUUUGAUAACCGGAUAAAAGUGCACCUCAGGUGUUGCUUUGAUCGUAAAACCUCUGAAAGAGACGCGUUGGUUUAACUAAGUAUUUUAUUGUAUGUUUUUAUGGCCGGUGAGCAGAUAAAGUUAGCUGUAGCUUAAGCCUGGAUCAGACCAAAUGAAGGAGUACAAGGUAGUUGUGCUCGGCAGCGGCGGAGUGGGCAAAUCCGCACUCACGGUCCAGUUUGUGACCGGGACGUUCAUCGAGAAAUAUGACCCGACCAUCGAGGACUUCUAUAGGAAGGAGAUCGAGGUGGAUUCGUCUCCCUCGGUCCUGGAGAUUCUGGACACAGCUGGGACCGAGCAGUUCGCCUCCAUGCGAGAUCUGUAUAUAAAAAAUGGGCAAGGCUUCAUUUUAGUUUACAGCCUCGUCAAUCAGCAGUCAUUUCAGGACAUCAGACCGAUGCGGGACCAGAUUGUUCGUGUGAAGCGCUUUGAGAAGGUGCCUCUAAUCUUGGUGGGGAACAAGGUGGAUCUGGAGUCAGAGCGGGAGGUCGCAGGCUCUGAUGGCCGUGCCCUUGCACAAGAAUGGGGCUGCCCUUUCAUAGAGACCUCUGCCAAGAGCAAGAGCAUGGUGGAUGAGUUGUUUGCUGAGAUUGUAAGGCAGAUGAACUAUACCACUUUGCCCGAGAAGCAAGAGCAGUGUUGCACGGCGUGUGUUGUGCAGUGAGAAUCCCUGCCUUACGUAUACUCAAGACACAUCGCCCAGAUGGACACUCUCUUGAACCAAUCUCUGAUCUUAUGACCCUAUGAGCCACACCUGAGCCACUUGAACUCUUGAUACUUAAGACAUCUGGCCAAAGCUUUGCUUUGGUGGCUAGAAGUAAAUCAACACAGGGUCUUGAAAACUGAAAUCCACUGAGGUCUGCAUUGUAGAGCACAUUUUUAAUAUCUUCAAUUUAUCUUUUGGUUACCAGGAAACAAGUCAAGUCAGCGAAUUGGAGCACAGAAGCACACAAAACUUGGGGAAUGGGGAUAUCUGUGACAGGGCUAUUAAUAGCUAUUUUUCUUAUGUAGGGAAAAAGGUUAUGAUGAGCAGGUCAGCGCAGGGCUGUAAUACCCCUGGAGAUGCUCAGUUGUAAAUUUCUGUUUUUCUUUUAACAUAUUAAGUUUGAUAUCCAGUUAUAAAGCUGUAACAGCCAUUAUGCAGGUUUGAGACCUCAAUAUCUAACUUCUUUCCUCAGUUCUUUUUUUUUUUUUUUUUAACUACUGGUAUGUAUGUUUUCUCUCCUAAUACUCUAUUUAUUAAAUACUUUAAUUACCAGAAUAGAUAAAUAUUGCAAUUUUAUAAUCUGUUGGCUGUUUUUGCUUUUUGUGACUACAGUAUGCAUUGUUUCUGACGUACAGCAUUUAUGAUGCCUUAAAUGAUUCCAGU